UCCAUACAUAUUAGGAUUAAAGGGGUAAUAUUUAAAUUCAGCAUUCAAUUCAGAUAUAAGGUAGAAUUUAAGGGAAAUCAGGGUUUGUUUUGAAGUUGUUGUGAUAUUAAACUUAUGUUUAACUUAUAGGGAAUGUAGAGGAGAUGGUCAGGAUUAAAGGAUUACUUUGUCAUUUUGGGAAAUAUACUUAUUCAUUUUCUUGCUGAGAGUUAGAUGAGAAGAUUGAUACCAGUGUGGCAUCAAAAAUGCAAAAAAGGCGAAUAAGAACAAUUCCUGCAUAUUUCCCUCUAUGAUAUUAAACAAAAGGAGUCAGAAAACAUUCUCCAUGUUUCAGUUUUCUACCCAAUUACACACAGUUUAACGUCUGAAAUCAGCUAAUGAUGGUCUGAUUCAUUUGUCACACCGUAUGGUUUGUGUGCAUGACGCAGCAGUCCACUAACAUGCAGCGUGAUUAGAAGCGUGGCAUUGCCGCAGGGCGGGAUCAGCUCAGUAGCAGCGAUGCAUAAUGUGGACAGUGUGUCGUGCGUGGCUCAACAUAGCCUAAAGAUACAGUUCACUGUACUAAUCCUGAGUAAAGGUCAUUUCUGCAGUCAUGUAGCAGUGUACUGUGCUCUGUUUGUCUUCCUGCAUACUUAUUUUUAAGGGCUUGUUUUGCAUAUGAUUAUUGCUUUGUCAUUUGAAAAUAUGAUAUAACAAACUGUAUGACAUCUCCAGCUUUGCCUGGGCUGUCUCAUCCUCAGAUAUUUACCUCUGUUUCAUUUUUGACCCAGCUCUUAUGACUCGUCCUGCUCGCUCUCACCUUCAGACAUCAGCAGCCCGGCAGGAGCCAUGUUCUGGGGAGUCAAAGCUCAGCUGAGCACAGGAUGAUUUUGCUUGAGGUGUGGAGAGAGCUGGGGGGGGGGGGGGGCUUCUGCAGUGUGACCGCAGGGCUCCAGCUAAGCCUUGUCUCCGGCCUCUGAAGAUUUCUUCACAUCGCCUUGAGCUGUAAAGCUUCUGUUGUGGAUGGAGGGCCUGUGCUCCAAUUCCAGGUGCUUAGUUCCCAACCUACAGUUUUGAAGUAUUUUAGCUCCUUCGGGGGAAUUUUUGAGCUUGAGGACAAAAUCAAUAGGCACUUUUAUUUUCAGUAAGCAAAGGCUCUCUUUAUUGAGUAUGUCAAAAGCAUAUAACUAACCAUACAACCAACGAAAGGCAUAAAUAAUAGUCUCAUUCAGCGGUUGUGCUCAUAAACCACAAACAAGUGCACAGUGGCCUCACUGGAAAAAGGAAACAAAAGAGGCUUAAGUGGUAUUAAAGACAUCUGUAUGCAAUAGAGUAAUGAUUGCCUGUGCGCAGCAAUAGAAUUUUAAUUUGUUGGAGUAUCUAAAUUCAUGGCCCGUGGCUCUCCACCUCGUGAAACAAGACAUCAAAUACAUCCCUGCAGCUGGGGAGCUCGCAGCUGAAGGUGUUGACAGCCGUCUGACUUUUUUUGGUCCAUUUCCUGCAUGUAUUAUCUGCUCCCUCUGUGUAUGAGUGAAGUGCAGUUGGUCAUUUCAUGUCACCACAGCGAACCUGCCCUUUAGCCAUCUGACCUGACUUUGAAAGGACUCCUUGUGGUCUGAGUCGAAUAUUUGGUCGUGCAUUUAGCUGCAGUUAAGUUUACGCUACUGUUUAAAAUGUACCAAUGUUGAAAGUACAAUUAUUUACAUCUUUAUUUUGGGGUGUCUAUUGGAUGUGAUAUAUCUGGACAUUCACUGUAAUGAUCUUCUGAUUACAUAUCUAGAACAUCUAGCAUGCAAAUGGAUCACAUGACCUCAAAAUGAUUUUUUUUUAAAAAAGAAAACUUCAACAAUGACUUACAUAAUAUGUUAGAUAGGUUAGACAUAAAUCCAAAUCCCUAAUUUUAUAAUUAGGAUUAAUUGAUCUAUGUAUGAAACCAUAAUUUCCAAUGGAGAUGAAUAAAUAAACUAUGCACUAACCCUAUAAUAUAUUCCACCCAUAAAAACUGACAUACACAGCUCUAUACCGUUGAGAUUUAAAAAAUAAAUAUGCAACAAUUUGGCAUUUUGAGGUUAUGUAUAAAUAUACACAUGGAUUGAUAUAUUCAGGAAUACAGUAACAAAUAUAUUUUUUCUCCAUGUAAAUAUUCAGUGUUCUUUACUGAAUUUGCAUUUUAAAUAUUUAUUGCCAUUUAGAAAAAAAAAAAAAACUUAAUGCACCUGCUUAACCUUCCUCCUCUUAUCAAGGCAGUCAAACCCAAACAGAGCACUUCCUGUUACACAUUUUAAAAUAAAACUCUUCAUCGACAAAGAUGUUGCAAAUAAUCAUGUCUCCUGUUAAUAUUAUGGUUACCCUGGUGAAAUAUUCAGAUCAUUCACUUAAGUAAAAGUAGCAAUAUAAAAAAUACUACAUUACAAGUGUUAUUGUUAGUGUUAUAGGCCUAUUAUUAUAUUAAUAGAUCAUUAUUGUUGCACUGUACUUUAAUGUAAGGUGCAGUUAAUUUUAACCGCUUUGUGUCCUGUUGGGUAGUUUACUCCGUCACAAUGUAUCACCUACUAUAACCUGAUCUUAUGAUUUAUGUGUAAAAUCUUAAUCCGGAAAGAAACAGAUAAAUGUGGUGGAGGAAAAAAUGCUAAAUGUCCUUAAUGUAAUGGAGUAGAAGUAUGAAGUAGCACCAAAUGGAAUAUUCAAGUAGCCUAAACAAGUAGGCAUCAUCAAAAUACAGUACUGAGUAAAUGUAUUUAGUUACAUGGUGACAUCUGACUGCAAAUGAUAUGCAGACAUGAUGAAUGUGAUCCAGACAGCAGCCUUAGAUUUUAGGGUUAUUAAAGCUGUGGUUCUGAUCUCCGUGGCCAAACCUCUCUCAUCCAUUUGAAACAGGCCUAAAGUGUCAUGAAACGAAAAUACGCACUUAAUUUAUGUCUUUCUUUUCAAAUAUUUUCUACAUUGCAAAGCGCAACCAGUCUGUAACAUACUGCUUUAAUUUGUAGGCCAGAUCUUCUAUCUUCCGGUCCUCUCUUUGUUAACUUUGACAGCUGGACGCAGCUGGUCGCAGCUGUCCGUGCGCUCUCAUCCAUCCAGCCAAGACGCGCAGCCGCUCCCCGGUCACAGCCGCUGGGGAUGCGCACUUAAUUAACUUUAUCCUUUAGUCUUUUCUCCUCCAGAAAGUCGCUCUGUCCUCUGUCACGAUUCCCCUUCGGAGCGGCUCCAAGGAUUUUCUGUCGUCCAUUGGUCCCCGAACCGCACGGAGGAAGUGGUCGGUGGUCUUUGUGGUGACCGCUGUCGUGAUGGUUUUGCUGGCCCUGGCCGUCGCUGUUCCCUUACUGCUGCUGCGCACCUCAGGAGCCUCGGCUCAUUACUACGAGAUGAUGGGCACCUGUCGGAUGGUUUGCGACCCGUACAGUCCCAAACCGGGAGGCGCCACCGCCAUGAAGGUGAUCCAGAACGUGAACGGUGUCGAACCGCAGCCCCCGAUGGCGCAAGGGAGCCGCGGGGAGCCGGGGCGACCGGGUAAACCGGGACCUAGGGGCCCGCCGGGAGAACCAGGACCCCCGGGUCCGAGGGGGCCACCGGGAGAGCGCGGCGGCGACAGCAAACUCGGCUUCCCUGCAUUAACCGGAGCUGCGGGGGCUGACAACGGAGAAGCAGAAGGUGUGAACUCCUCCAACAGUUUCAGGAUCGCUUUUUACGUCGGUCUGAAGAAUCCACACGAGGGAUAUGAGGUGUUAAAGUUUGACGACGUGAUUACAAACUUGGGAAACCACUACGAUUCGAGCACCGGGAAGUUCACCUGCCAUGUGUCCGGGAUCUAUUUCUUUACCUACCAUGUGCUGAUGCGGGGAGGAGACGGGACCAGCAUGUGGGCCGACCUGUGCAAAAACGGACAGGUUCGGGCCAGUGCCAUAGCUCAGGAUGCAGACCAGAACUACGACUACGCCAGCAACAGUGCCGUGAUGCACUUGGACUCUGGAGACGAGGUCUAUGUGAAACUGGAUGGCGGCAAAGCUCAUGGAGGCAACAACAACAAGUACAGCACCUUCUCCGGCUUUAUCUUAUACCCUGACUAAACACCACAGCAGGGCCAAGGACAGUAAUCAUCACUGAAAACUGUUUUCAUCAAAGUAUACGGUCAAAUAUGUUUCUCUCCUUUUGAAGACAAUGCACAAACUGCUUAUCUGUUACUGUAUGUUCAGAAAGCUGAUGUUCCAGGUUUAUUUAGAGCAUUUACAACCCACACACCUAACACCCCAUAAAUUAUCUGAGCUGCGAAAGCAUAAUGUCAUUCUCAUGAAGCACUUGAUGCGGUGUGUGACAGCAAAACUAAUCUAAUGACAUUAAGGUGUAAAAUAGGCUUUGGGGAACAAUGAUUGACAUUUAUCACCAUUAUCUGACAUUUUAUGGCCCAAACAAGUAAUUGGAAAAAAUAAUUGUUAGCUACAGCCCUAAUUUCAAUAGAACUGGAUUCACUCACAGUGGUGAAGUAAACUUGAGUAAAAUUUUUCAGGCGAGUUCAACUUUGACACACAAAUUUGUGCCAUUGAGCGUGAGCAAGCUGACCUAUAAGAGAACAGCAAGCCUAAAUUGGAAGACGCUAUUGUAGCUCAUUAGCCGUGUCGCACCACCACCUUUUAUUCAACCACCUCUGUCGUAUAAACUGCUCCACAAAAGAGGAAUAGUUUACAGACAGUUAUGAAACAGGCAUCAAUGGUACAAAUAGUCUUUUGAAUACACUGAGUGAGCUUAUUGUCCCGUUAGCGACUGAGCUAAUGAGCUUGCUAACUGAUGGUUGGCAAGCAGCUAGCUUGGAGAGCAUUUUCCCCUCUUCAGUAAUUCUUUAUUGAAUGAAAUGCAUAAAACAAAAAGCAAGGGGGAGUAAACAUCCCUGUUUUCCCAGACGUAAUUACGACUUUAAAGUUGAUGUGAACGCUAUUUACAAGUUGGAAACUCGUAAUUACUGCAACUCCGAAAUGAAAUGAACGCGGCAGUAGUCUGGAUGUCACCAGGCUUCUAGAGCUAUUUCGGUAAGACGCAUGGAUGAAUUUUGCUUUGCCGAUUUCUGGUGUGACCAGGCCUUUACUGUAAUAACUAGAAUAAUGACACUUCUUAGACAAAUGGUAUUUCUUGUUUUAAAAGCCCACUCUGCAGUUUUCUUUUUUUUUUUCCUAAAGAAAGCACAUCAUCAGUAUUCAUGGCAAAAAGCAUACAGUACAUCCUUCUCCCCAUGAGUCACCUGUCAUGCACCUUAACUGAGUGAGGUGGACCUGUUUUAGGAGACAGGAUCAAUAGAAAUGGUCUGACGAGGUCAAUGAAGGAAGGUAAUAGUGCCAAAGCUGACAGACUUCACGUUCUGAAUGCAAAAAACUAGUACAGGCCAUGUUGUGCUUUAAGUAGUGUUCAAUGUUUCAGACAAUAACCAAUAAACACACAUGAAAGAUACAAAUGGAUGUCUUACAUCGAUACUGAAUCUGUUAUAUUUUGUUCUGCCAAUAAAUAUUGUUUGACAAAAAGUUUGCUUUGUGUGGGAAUCUCUGACCAAGUGAGUGAAAGCGAUGACACCAGUUUGUAAAAGUCAACGGAACAAUUGCCAUUUCUGCACUUUCAUACCUUUUGGUGUUUCCUGUUUAAACUAAUAUCAUAAUAUCAGAGCUACAUGUUUGUGUGAGCAAUCUGUCCGUACAUAUUUUGUUCCACGCUUGCCUGAAAACUGUUAGAUCCAGGGCUUCCUGUCUGAAUGUGUUGCAUUAGCCUACAGACUGAGGUGUCCUGCGCCACAGCUCACAGGUUCCAGGUGCCUCCCUGAAUGUCCUUCGCUCCGCCGUAGCUUGCAGCUAGUUUUAGUCAGGACACCAUUCUGCUCUCCAGCGUUUUGUCGUACUGCAAACCACUGUAGCUGCUUUUAUUUAACAAGGUGACAUUGAGGUCUGUAUCGGUAACCUCACGUGUUGUUUAAUCUAGUGUUGAAUGCUGAAAAUCUUCCACUUGUUUCAAAUGCCAGUCGGCUUGUUUGAAACUAGAGCUGAAACAAUUAG
Molecule: messenger RNA, 6005 nt
Organism: Thunnus maccoyii (southern bluefin tuna)
Lineage: Eukaryota; Metazoa; Chordata; Actinopteri; Scombriformes; Scombridae
Product: complement C1q-like protein 2
Exons: 2
Coding region: 3264-4043 (259 amino acids)
Molecular function (GO): protein binding
Source: RefSeq, a predicted model, not a curated record